Vidua chalybeata is the source of this 3566-nucleotide messenger RNA. It is a transcript of the gene SH2D4A, whose product is annotated as SH2 domain containing 4A. NCBI's taxonomy places the organism in Eukaryota, Metazoa, Chordata, Aves, Passeriformes, Viduidae. Bases 460 to 1821 code for a protein of 453 amino acids. Gene Ontology annotation, cellular component: cytoplasm. The transcript is spliced from 9 exons. Gene Ontology annotation, molecular function: phosphatase binding. The record is from RefSeq and is a predicted model, not a curated record.
CAUCUAGUCAUGGGUUCAUUGAUUCCCUGCCCAGCAAGAAUGUUUGCUUGAGCACAGCUAAGCCGCACCUCUGAUGACUAACAGGCAGCGCUCUCUCUCUUUGAUAUACUAUCAGCUGGGUUUAUCAGAGUAUCAACACAACCUCCCCUCUCCAGGCCUCGCCUCUUCUGGCCAGCUCUCCCUGCAGAGAGGGCAGGGGCUGCAUGAGAGCUGAGCUCACCUCUUAUUCCAAGGAAUCUUAACAGCAGGUUUCAAGAUACUUAUUUACUUUUUUUGGUCUGUGCAGGAAGUCUGAGCUAAAAAAAAAAAAAGUAAAGAGACAGAAGUAUAAUUGCUCUGGCACGCCUGCAUUCCUACUUCAGUCUCAGACGGGCAGGCACUCUUUCUUGUUGGAGCCAGAAAGAGGAUCUGAUCCUUGAAGAUUAUCGCCACGAACGUGUGUAAGUGAAACCUGCAGCCAUGCUGAAACAGAUAUUAUCAGACAUGUACAUCGAUCCGGAGCUGCUGGCAGAACUCAGCGAGGAGCAGAAGCAGAUCCUCUUCUUCAAGAUGAGGCAGGAACAGAUCAGACGGUGGGAGAAAAGAGAAGCUGCUGAAGAAAAGAUUUCAGCAAAGAAGCCACUGCCAAGAAAAGCCAACAGGAAGUCAGUGACAUGGAAACUCGGUGCUGACAAUGAAGUGUGGGUCUGGGUGAUGGGCGAGCAUCCUUCAGAUAAAUCCUAUGCGGACAUCUGUGAAGAGAUCCAGGCACAAAGAGCAAAGCGCCUAGCGAGAGAGCAAGGCCAGGAGGGCAGAGAGACUGACUCUUCUGCAACAUGGUCUCUACACCCACAGCCAGGACUUGUGGCUGAGACAGAUCUUCAUGGGAAUAAAAAAAACGCUGUGGAGAAAAAGGAGGAACAAGGGGGAAGAAUGACUGAUACUGAUAUAACAGGAAAAAGCCAGGAGCUCACAAAGAGGGGAACGAGAAAUGUUCACCAGAUGCUGGCAGAUUGCCAUGUGAGGAAGCAAAGUUUCCAACAGAUGAAGGAAGCACAGAGAAGAAAUUCAGAAGAGAUCACAGCCCCCCAGAAGCCAAUACCACAGAGCCACUCCAGCACAGAGAGCCAGAGAAUGCUGCAGAAAUCGGAUGAGAAUGAGCCUGAAUGGCAGGAAUUCUUGCGGAAGUCCAAAGCAGCUGAUGAGAAGAGACGGUCCCUUGCACGGCAAGCCAGAGAUGACUACAGGAGGCUUUCACUGCAAGGCAUCCACAGAGGGAAGCAGGCAGAUAUUUCCAAGGGCGCCACAGCAGGAGAUCGGCGACCACUUCAAUAUCCACCUCUCCCCCCCAAGCCUAAACUUCUACCUCCUGCAACGACAAAUGGGAGAGCAAUUAGGAAAGAGGGAAUCCAGAGGACAAUCUCCAAUUCCACAGAAGAAAGCAUCAUCAAAUGGUUCAAAGAAGAGCAAUUCCCUCUCCGAGCUGGCUAUCUGAAAACCACAGACACAAUAGCACCUUGGUUCCAUGGUAUCCUAACCUCUAAGAAAGCAGAAGAGCUUCUGAUUAAAACACUACCAGGGAGUUUUCUGAUCCGGAUCAGUGAGAAAAUCAAAGGAUAUGUGCUCUCCUAUCGGUCUGUGGAAGGAUGUAAACAUUUCCUCAUUGAUGCCUCCAGUGAUUCCUACAGCUUCCUUGGAGUGGACCAGCUGCAACAUUCAACGCUGGCUGACCUUGUAGACUACCACAAGGAUGAACCCAUCACUUCCUUGGGGAAAGAGCUGUUGCUUUACCCAUGUGGCCAAGAGGACCAAGAGCCAGAUUACAUCUCUCUCUUCGAGUAAACCUCCCCAUCUUGUUGGGCCAGACUUGUACUUACAAAGAACUUAGAACUGAACUUGGAACUAGAGCUGCUGAUACUUACCUGAAACCAUAAGUGCCUCUUUUUGUAUCCUUCACAACAAGGCAGUAGGAGGAUAAGUACUGUUGUGCGCUACAGGAUGCAUCAGCCCAGCAAGCUGCAAAGCACCAUGAUACAUCCCACAAGAUGGAGAGAAUGAGUUGAUGAAGUAAUCAGUUGAUCAGGGAGAUACUGCUGUGGAUUUUCAGUGGGUUUUUGUAGGUUUCUUGGGGAACUUCUGUAUUCAAGCUGCCUUUUGUUCCUGAAUGCAGGGUUCUCUGGGAAAUAUAUUAGUACCUACAGCUGAAUGAGAUUAUACCUUCCUGAAUGCACAAAACAACUUGGAGAGGUGAAUCAAUCUUGAUAUGUAACUUGCAUAAUGUGAAGCUUAACUCUAUAAAAUCCUGUGUCCUUGGAAGGAAGGAUGUUCAGCUAAACAUCCAAGCAAACCCUGAGCGCCUUUCAGUGAAAGGUGCUCUCUGUGACAAGAGAUUUGCACACUUGAAGAGUGCAUUUUUUAAACUCCUCUAGCCUCUGAGUAUAGAUUCUCACUCUUUUAACCUGCAUUUAACUCCCACACAGGCCUUUCUGCAUUGAGAGGGAUUAUCCUUUUUGAAAAGGAAAGGAGAUGGGACAGAGUCAUUUGUAUGAAUGACAACCACAUGUACAGAGCCUAAAAAUGUAAGAAGGAACACCUAUAUCAGUAUUAAUACAGUUUACAGAAGAGUUUUUGCCAGUAAAGAAUGCUAUUUUCCAAAAUGGAGCUGCUUAUUGCAAGUUGUGUUGCGAUUACUGAGAUGCAUCUGGUGUAAACUUCAUCACAGAACUUGUUCUUUCAACAUAAUGUUCUCUUUUCUUAUCUGUUACAAUUCUCUUUAAAUACAUCAUUCAGAAGAUUGGGGGAGAGCUUGGACAGGAUCACAUAACAAAUUAGUCUUCAUCCAGGUUCCCUAAUGUUGUUGCACAUGACAAACUCUGCAGCUGAGGGUUGUGGUGUGAAUCUGCAAACAUAAUUUUUAGAGGCACAAUCCUUAAAUAGUGAAUAAGAGUUGGUCUUGACUUAGUUGUUUACCUGUUUUUACCUGUUCUCUUUUUUCUGUUAGAUAGGGCUACUCAACUUGAAGAAGCAGUCAAAACUUUCAGUCUUAUGUUAAUCUGGGUUUUGCAGAAUACAAAGAAAUUGUGAUCAUCUGGUCUUAAAAUUUACAACUAUGCUGACAGGCAGUUUCCAUUCCAGGAAAGACGGGAUAACUGCACUCCAGUUACAGCAAGUGUCACUUGCUAGAAAUAAAGCCUUAAUGUAAACUGAGAUUCUGAACAUAAAGACACUCUGCCACUGCAAAAGACUUAAUGAGCUUCUUGAGCAAUAUAUCACAUGUAUCAAAGAGAUAAUUUCAAUAUAAUCUGCAUCAAUCAUGAGAAAGGGUGUUAGAUUAUUUAUGGGGGGGAAACAUCCCUCCCCUCUUUAUAAACUGUUUCUUUUAAAAGUAUUGUCAAAAUGAAAGGUCCUUCAGAAAAACAUCUGUUUUCAUGUGAAGAAUGUGCCAUAGCUGAUAUCUUGCUGGAGACAAAUUGUGAAGUGUUUUGCAGACCUAUGGGCUGGUAAAGACAGAGGAAAAGUAUGCUCUAAAAAGGCAUUUUGAGAUUCAGGAUGUUAACUUGCAAAAUAAGAUGCAGGCCAAUCUAGCA